CAAAGUCAUUCCACCCCCUGUACCCCCCUUAAGCUUUCAGGUCGUUUUGACUAAUAAUGAUAUCACAGACCCUCCUUCAGCCCACUUCAUACAAUUCACUCAGUCUAAGCAGACAUGGUGCACUGGCUGGCAUUAACACUGAAUCUGCUUCUAUUAUGUGCUGGACAAGAUCUUUCUGCAGCUAGCUCUCAGACUUACAUUGUGCAACCCAAUGACAAUGCCACUCUGUCCUGUAAUAUCUCACAUUGGCCUUCAGCUAGUCAGCCUAUUACAGUUUCAUGGUUCCACUACCGUGACGAUGAGUUGAAACCAGUGAUGGUCACAGAAUUUUCUAAACUUUUCAAAACUUACAUGAGGAUCCAGAAUGAGAACAACCCCCCGCCAGAUUCAAACAACGAAGUUGACCCAUGGAAGCUUUUAAUUAUAGGAGUGAAAGAGUCUGAUUUGGGGGUGUAUCACUGUUUGCUUCAACGACACAACAAAGCGCUGAUUGUUGAGGCAAGCAUCAGAUUGUCAUUCACAGGCGAGACAAGUGGAGAGCAGGGGUCUCCCCUCAACUGGACCCUCCUGGCUUGUGUAGGGCUUGCUGCAGCCUUUCUAGGGGCGUCUGUCACCUUCUCCAUAGCUCGCUACCAAGCAAACCGCAGCUCCGACAACCCUGGGAAUAAAGAUCUAAAGGGCAUUGAUCUGCAUUAUGCCAGCCUGAAAUGCCACGGUAUAAAUGGUCAGAAAAAACUCACUCGUCCCCCAGAUGUGACCUACGCCACCGUGGCCAGUCGUUCUCCUGUCGGUGUCAGUGGUCUUCUUCACUGAAUGUUCUUAAUGACAAUUGAGCUAUUUUAUUUGUUGGUAAAUGUGUGUGUGUGUGUGUGUGUGUGUGUGUGUGUGUGUGUGUGUGUGAAAUAGAGAGUGGGUGGGGGGUACUCAUGACUUAGGACUCUAUGUGAAGCCAAAUCAAACAUGCCUGUAGCAAAUUCAAUGUAUAACAACCUAAAAACUUUUUCAUGAGCUGAAUGUCUUGAUGACAUGAUCUCAAUGCGCUUAUGUGUGGGUGGAUGACGACUAUAUGUCUGGCAGAUAUGAAUUGACUAUGCUAUACCUGUAGCAGAUAGCUUAGUAUUUGAUGUGUCCAGCACAGCAUAUUUCUCUACAAACUAUAUACUUUAAUAAAAGCAUAAGAAAUAUAUUUUUAUUUGUUU
Alosa sapidissima (American shad) is the source of this 1199-nucleotide messenger RNA. RefSeq lists its product as uncharacterized. The transcript has 5 exons. The record is from RefSeq and is a predicted model, not a curated record. Bases 115 to 813 code for a protein of 232 amino acids. NCBI's taxonomy places the organism in Eukaryota, Metazoa, Chordata, Actinopteri, Clupeiformes, Clupeidae.